AUGUCAUCUAAACGCAGGAACGUCGUCAACCCGUCUAUGGAAAGCAACAUACCGUCAAAAGAUUCACCUUCAUCAAACAGUACAAAUGUGAUUAAUGGGAUAAAGUUGUCGAACGAACCCGAUUCCAACAAGGUGGUUGUGGUUCAAGCAAACGAUGGCAAGUCAGGAGAAAAUAUAGAACUAUCAUACACAAACUACAAAGUCAUUGGAAACGGAUCGUUUGGUGUGGUCUUCCAAGCCAAGAUUGUCGAAACAGGAGACCUCACAGCCAUAAAAAAGGUCUUGCAGGACAAGCGAUUCAAGAAUCGUGAACUGCAAAUCAUGCGACUGGUCUCCCAUCCAAACAUAGUUAGUUUGAAAGCCUUCUUUUACUCGAAUGGCUCGGGCGAGAAGAAGGAUGAAGUGUUUCUGAAUCUUAUGCUGGAAUUUGUUCCAGAAACAAUUUAUCGUGCGUCAAGGCAUUAUGCUAAGAUGAAGCAGGCUAUGCCAAUGAUCUGUAUCAAGCUACUGGAUCCUAACUCUGGUAUCCUGAAGCUAUGUGAUUUUGGAUCAGCUAAAGUGUUGGUUGCUGGAGAACCAAACGUCAGUUAUAUCUGCUCACGGUACUACAGAGCUCCAGAGUUGAUCUUUGGAAGCACAAGUUAUAACGUCAGCAUCGAUGUGUGGUCAACAGGAUGCGUGAUGGCUGAAUUGAUGUUGGGACAACCACUGUUUCCUGGUGAAACUGGUGUUGAUCAACUAGUGGAAAUCAUUAAAGUUCUCGGUACACCCACACGAGAACAAAUCAAGUCCAUGAAUCCAAAUUAUACGGAAUACAAGUUCCCACAAAUCAAGCCCUGUCCUUGGAGCAAGGUCUUCAGGUCAAGAGCAACCACACCCGAAUCACUGGAUCUGAUUGGGAAGUUGUUGGAGUACACGCCAACUCUACGACUGACUGCCGUAGAGGCCAUGGCUCACAACUUCUUCGAUGAGCUGAGAAACCCGGCGACAAGAAUGCCCAAUGGAAAAGAGUUACCGCCACUCUUUGACUUUACUGCCAUGGAACUCUCGAUUCGGCCAGAUCUAAUUAGGCAGCUGGUGCCACCACAUGCUGAAGCAGCUCUUCUGGCACGUGAUAUUGAUGUCAACAAGUUUACGCCUGUUGCAAUCCAGCCACCUGUGUCGAUUCAGGACUAA
Molecule: messenger RNA, 1176 nt
Organism: Synchytrium microbalum
Lineage: Eukaryota; Fungi; Chytridiomycota; Chytridiomycetes; Synchytriales; Synchytriaceae
Exons: 7
Coding region: 1-1176 (391 amino acids)
Biological process (GO): protein phosphorylation; signal transduction
Cellular component (GO): cytoplasm
Molecular function (GO): ATP binding; protein serine/threonine/tyrosine kinase activity; protein serine/threonine kinase activity
Source: RefSeq, a predicted model, not a curated record